Molecule: messenger RNA, 755 nt
Organism: Podarcis muralis (Common wall lizard)
Lineage: Eukaryota; Metazoa; Chordata; Lepidosauria; Squamata; Lacertidae
Product: C-type lectin BfL-2-like
Source: RefSeq, a predicted model, not a curated record
UGGCUCAGCUGACAACCACACUGGUCCACCCAGAAGAACAGCAUCGCAAGGUCAACCAGAAGAUGGGACUCUUCACCUACUUCAGUCUUUGCCUUCUUGGAAUCCUAAUUUCCAGUCCUUUCCAGGAAGCUGAGGCCGACACCUGUGCCAGGGAGUGGCUGCAAAACCAGGGCAACUGUUAUGCGUAUUUUGAUAAUAAAUUGAGCUGGCAAGAGGCUGAGAUUGAGUGCCAGAGCUAUGGCCGUGGAGCCCACCUCGCCUCUGUCCUCACCAAAGCAGAGACUCUCUUGGUGGCCGAGCACAUCUCUACUUACCAGCAAGAAAUAAGCAACGUCUGGAUUGGGCUCCACGAUGUCCGUCAGACCAGGAGAUGGAGGUGGGCUGAUGAAUCCACCUACAACUAUAAGGCCUGGAUGAAACACCAGCCAGACAACUACCGCAAUGCUGAACACUGUGUGGAGCUGAGACUAAGCACAGGUUUUAAGGAGUGGAAUGACGCUCCGUGCAAGAAACUCAAUGCCUACAUCUGCAAGCAUGAACUGUAAAGAAGACUGUUGUUCCCAAACUGUGCCUGUUCGGACGCUGGCUUGGUGGAUUUCUCUCUGAUCGCAUUAACCCCUCUCCCAUCCCUCAGAGUGAAAGACCAUCUCUCCCAUUCAUCCCAUCUCUGAAGAGCAACCUCUUUGAUCUCUCUCUUUGGCAUUUUUCUGUGCAUGCAGCACAUGGUGAUCUUAAUAAACUCUCUUUUAUGCAUA